GAUCCACAUUUAGGGCAGGGGAUUGAGGUUUGAGUCAGUGAUUGAAAAUGGCGAAGUCACUGCAACGGCUAUGGAGCCAUGGUGGGAGUCUGCGUUCUGCUUUUGCUCCAAUGUCAAGACCUUUCUCUGCUGAUGCUUUGGUGGAAAUCAAACCGGGCGAGAUCGGCAUGGUCUCUGGUAUACCCGAAGAGCACCUUCGAAGGAGGGUUGUAAUUUUCUCACCUGCUAGAACUGCAACUCAACAAGGAUCAGGAAAAGUUGGGAGGUGGAAAAUCAAUUUUAUGUCAACUCAAAAGUGGGAAAAUCCAUUGAUGGGCUGGACAUCCACAGGGGACCCAUACGCUAAUGUUGGUGAUGCUGGAUUGGGUUUUGAUAGUGAAGAAGCUGCUAAGGCAUUUGCUGAGAAACAUGGUUGGGAAUAUACGGUUAAGAAGCGCCAAACACCCUUAUUGAAGACUAAGGCAUAUGCAGACAACUUCAAGUGGAAGGGACCUCCCAAAACUGAGGAGUGAUUUCAUUUCUUCCUGUUCCCAUUCAUCAAGCACAUAUUAUGGCAGAGGUUAUGCAAUUUGCCUUAAAGUUUUCUUUGUUCAUUUUGGGGAGGAGGUUUUCUAUUCCUUUCAAGAAUAUUACGAGUCCCCAAGGACUUCCCUUCAUUAUAAUGAAUAAAUGGGACUGAUGGGGUGAACCAUGUUUUCCUCUCUCAAUUAUGAUAAAAUGACAGUUCAUUUCAGUUGCACUA
Vitis riparia (riverbank grape) is the source of this 742-nucleotide messenger RNA. RefSeq names its product NADH dehydrogenase [ubiquinone] iron-sulfur protein 4, mitochondrial. NCBI's taxonomy places the organism in Eukaryota, Viridiplantae, Streptophyta, Magnoliopsida, Vitales, Vitaceae. Bases 48 to 512 code for a protein of 154 amino acids. Gene Ontology annotation, biological process: electron transport chain. The transcript has 5 exons. The record is from RefSeq and is a predicted model, not a curated record.